Populus trichocarpa (black cottonwood) is the source of this 1267-nucleotide messenger RNA. Its product is annotated as agamous-like MADS-box protein MADS4. Gene Ontology annotation, cellular component: nucleus. Lineage: Eukaryota; Viridiplantae; Streptophyta; Magnoliopsida; Malpighiales; Salicaceae. Gene Ontology annotation, molecular function: RNA polymerase II cis-regulatory region sequence-specific DNA binding; DNA-binding transcription factor activity, RNA polymerase II-specific; protein dimerization activity. The coding region runs from base 188 to 916 and encodes 242 amino acids. Gene Ontology annotation, biological process: positive regulation of transcription by RNA polymerase II. The transcript has 8 exons. The record is from RefSeq and is a predicted model, not a curated record.
CCUAAAUACCAAAAAAGAGAUUGGUGCUGGUGCUUGAAGAGAGGAAGAGAGAGCGAGUGUGUGUGUAUAUAAAAAAAAGGGCCAUAAAAAAAAGAAGAAUACUUUUUAUGUGUGGAGACUUGUUGGGAUUUGUUGAGUGCUAAAAUUAAAGAAAGGUUUUUCUUGAAGAGAGAGAGAGGGAGAAGAUAUGGGGAGAGGUAGGGUUGAGUUGAAGAGAAUUGAGAACAAGAUCAACAGGCAAGUAACAUUUGCAAAGAGAAGGAAUGGACUUUUGAAGAAAGCCUAUGAGCUUUCCGUUCUUUGUGAUGCAGAGGUUGCUCUCAUCAUCUUCUCCAAUAGAGGAAAGCUGUACGAGUUUUGCAGUAGUUCAAGCAUGCUCAAAACUCUUGAGAGGUACCAGAAGUGCAAUUAUGGAGCACCAGAGCCAAAUGUGUCUGCAAGGGAGGCCCUGGAACUGAGUAGUCAGCAGGAAUAUCUGAAGCUUAAAGCACGUUAUGAAGCCCUGCAAAGAACCCAAAGGAAUCUUUUGGGAGAAGAACUUGGCCCUCUAAGCAGCAAAGAGCUAGAAUCACUUGAAAGGCAGCUUGAUAUGUCAUUGAAGCAGAUCAGAUCAACAAGGACCCAAUACAUGCUGGAUCAGCUCCAUGACCUACAGCAUAAGGAGCACAUGCUGACUGCAGCUAAUAAGUCCCUGAAAGAAAGGUUGAUGGAAGGCUACCAAUUAAAUUCACUCCAGUUGAAUCCAAGUGCAGAAGAUGUGGAGUACGCUAGACAACAAGCCCAACCCCAGGGUGAUGGGUUUUUUCAUGCUUUGGAGUGUGAACCUACACUACAAAUUGGGUAUCAGCCAGAAAAUAUAACAAUGGUCACUGCUGGCCCAAGUAUGACUACUUACAUGCCAGGUUGGUUAGCAUGAUAAGAAGACUAGCUAUGGUUCUCACUCUCAGCCAUGCAUGGUAUUCCUUUCCUCAACAUGAUGGUUCCCAUAUUUGAUCAGCAAAUUUGUGUUUUGUCUUGUAUGUUAUUGAUGAAACAGUCUUCGUUUAGCACGUAGGUGGUCUAUAUCAUAAUUCUACUGCACCGUAGGAACAGUGCAAGUAAUGCUUUGUGUGGCGUGUGCAAAGCACUGCGCUGCUUCGUUUAGCACUUAGCAGUUGCAGGCUUUUCUUUUUUUUUUCAAAUGAAGAAUAAUUCUCCUUUGUAUGUAAGACCAUAAGAUACUCCAGCUUUUAAUGUGUUCCUAUCUAUCUGUUUAUCUUUACGUGAC